Messenger RNA from Drosophila rhopaloa, 1466 nucleotides. Its product is annotated as cathepsin L. Gene Ontology annotation, biological process: immune response. NCBI's taxonomy places the organism in Eukaryota, Metazoa, Arthropoda, Insecta, Diptera, Drosophilidae. Gene Ontology annotation, molecular function: cysteine-type endopeptidase activity. The record is from RefSeq and is a predicted model, not a curated record. Gene Ontology annotation, cellular component: lysosome.
GGUCACACUGCCGAAGAUUUCUUUGGAGCAACAAUUUCCUCAAAUUUUAUUGAACAUCGAAAAGUCUUCGUGAUCAGAUCUUUAAUUGCGACUUAACAAAUACAAUUGAUUGACUUGCACUUUAGUGUAGCUCCAACAAUAAAAUUAGUCCAAAAACAGUGUUAAAUUCUGUGAACAUUUUGUAAUUCCUGCGACGCAGUUUCAAGUGACUCUCUAACUCUUCAAAAUGCGCGCAGCUGUUUUACUGCCGCUUUUGGCCCUGCUGGCGGGGGCCCACGCUGUUUCCUUUGCCGAAUCGAUCACGGAGGAAUUUCGCGCUUUCAAGUUGGAGCACCGAAAGCACUACAAGGGUGAAACCGAGGAAAGCUUCCGCCUCAAGAUCUUCAAUGAGAACAAGCACAAGAUUGCCAAGCACAACCAGCAAUUUGCCAAAGGAAAGGUGAGCUUCAAAAUGGCGGUCAACAAGUACGCCGAUAUGCUGCACCACGAAUUUCGCCAGCUGAUGAACGGCUUCAACUACACCCUGCAAAAGGAGCUGCGUUCUGCCGAUGAGAGCUUCAAGGGCGUUACCUUCAUCUCGCCGGCUCACGUGACCCUGCCCAAAUCUGUGGACUGGCGCACAAAGGGCGCUGUUACUGCAGUCAAGGAUCAGGGACACUGCGGCAGUUGCUGGGCCUUUUCCAGCACGGGCGCUCUUGAGGGCCAGCAUUACCGCAAAUCUGGAGUGCUGGUCUCACUGUCCGAGCAGAAUCUGGUCGAUUGCUCCACCAAGUAUGGUAACAACGGAUGCAAUGGCGGUCUUAUGGAUAACGCCUUCCGCUACAUUAAGGACAAUGGUGGUGUUGACACCGAGAAAUCCUAUCCCUAUGAAGCCAUCGAUGAUUCCUGCCACUUCAAAAAGGACACAAUCGGAGCCACCGAUCGCGGCUUUGUCGACAUCCCCCAGGGGGAUGAGAAGAAGUUAGCUGAGGCUGUGUCGACGAUUGGUCCCGUUUCCGUGGCCAUUGAUGCUUCGCACGAAUCAUUCCAGUUUUACUCGGAGGGCGUCUAUGACGAGCCCCAAUGCGAUGCCCAGAACUUGGACCACGGUGUCCUCACUGUUGGCUUCGGCACUGAUGAGUCUGGCGCUGACUACUGGCUGGUGAAGAACUCAUGGGGAACAACCUGGGGCGACCAAGGCUUCAUUAAGAUGACGCGCAACAAGGAAAACCAGUGCGGCAUUGCCACCUCCGCCAGCUAUCCCCUGGUCUAAUCUAGAACUGAUUGAUUUUAGCCACAGCUUUCAUAUUUAAUGAUUUGUAAAGAAAAAAAAACAUACCAACGCAAGUAUCUCAAAAAGAAUUCUCUUGCUUUAAUGAUUUGUAUUCGUAAUGGGCCCAUUGUAUAUCUGUCAUCACAUACGAUUUAGAUGAACAACUAAUCUGUUGAUGUUUGUAGAAAAAUAAAUAAAAAAUAUAUAAUUUUUA